AUGUUCACUAGCUCCAAUACCGCCUACACCGAUGUUCAAAACCUAUUUCACAUCUGGACGACCCAAGGCAUUCAAAUUCCAUGCGGCCGUGUCUGUCGGCCACCUGUGACUUCCCCGGCACCGCCCUCAAUCAAACCAUCCAAAAAACCUGUCUCUGCAACUUUCUUGGCACUGGCCUCGAAGAAAGCUUCCAACAGCCUUCUCCCCGACAUUUCUGACCUCCUAGGACGCUCCAAGCCAUCCCCGGACGUACCCGAUGUUUCUGCUGAAACGAGUGACCCACCGGAGGUCAAAAAACCGGUAUUGCUUAAGUUUAAGUUGAAGUUGCAACCGCAGGAUUUGCCAAAAGUGCUGCCACCACCAACGGUCAUGUCCCCCAAUCUUGCACCACUCAACAAUUCAGUUUGGCCUGCCAAGAAGGGAAAGGUUUUGCCUUGUCCACCUCCACAAGACACCUGGGCUACCUGA
Puccinia triticina is the source of this 468-nucleotide messenger RNA. RefSeq lists its product as uncharacterized. The transcript has 2 exons. NCBI's taxonomy places the organism in Eukaryota, Fungi, Basidiomycota, Pucciniomycetes, Pucciniales, Pucciniaceae. Bases 1 to 468 code for a protein of 155 amino acids. The record is from RefSeq and is a predicted model, not a curated record.